AAACCGGGUCUCUUUCUCCAAGAUGUCGGUGUACGGGCCGGUGGUGAAGAUCCACCCUGUCGUUCUCGCGUCUAUCAGCGACUCCUACGAGCGAAGGAAUGAGGGAGCGAGUCGUGUUAUAGGAACCAUUUUGGGUACUAUUGACAAGCACUCUAUUGAGGUGACCAACUGCUUCUCUGUGCCUCACAAUGAGUCAGAAGAUGAGGUUGCUGUGGACAUGGAGUUUGCCAAGAACAUGUAUGAGCUUCACAAGAGGGUCUCACCCACAGAGGUCAUCAUCGGAUGGUAUGCCACAGGCUUUGACAUCACCGAACACUCUGUGCUCAUCCAUGAGUACUACAGCCGCGAGGCCUCUAACCCCAUUCACCUGACUGUAGACACAGCGCUGCAGAGCGGGAAGAUGAACAUCCGCGCCUACGUCAGUGCACAGAUGGGAGUGCCAGGAAAGACAGUUGGUGUUAUGUUCACCCCACUCACUGUCAAGUAUAUCUACUAUGAUACUGAGAGAAUAGGCGUGGACCUGCUGCAGAGGACACGUGAGGCCCCCAGUCGUGCCAAAGGUCUGACCUCUGACCUGUCCCAGGUGGGCGGAGCUUCAGCUCGGGUACAGGAUAUGUUAGCCACUGUGCUUGCAUACAUCGAUGAUGUGUUGUCAGGAAAAGUGACGGCAGAUAACAGCGUGGGACGUUUCCUCAUGGACCUGGUCAACAAGGUGCCAACCAUCCCCCCUGAGGACUUUGAGAACAUGCUCAAUUCCAACAUCAAUGACUUGCUGAUGGUGACCUACCUUUCCAACCUGACCCAAGCACAGAUCGCUCUAAAUGAGAAGCUGGUGCUGCUUUGAGGAAACUUCUCUAAAGUCGUUCAUAUUUAAUUUUUGUACUUUUUUUUUUUUUUUUUUUCCUUUGGCUGAAAUGAAUAAAAAUGUUGAACAGUCAUUGUUCAGUCACCUUGGA
This is a messenger RNA of Cololabis saira (Pacific saury), 956 nucleotides long. RefSeq names its product eukaryotic translation initiation factor 3, subunit F (gene eif3f). Gene Ontology annotation, cellular component: eukaryotic translation initiation factor 3 complex, eIF3m. The transcript has 8 exons. Gene Ontology annotation, molecular function: translation initiation factor activity; translation initiation factor binding; metallopeptidase activity. Gene Ontology annotation, biological process: translational initiation. Bases 23 to 844 code for a protein of 273 amino acids. Lineage: Eukaryota; Metazoa; Chordata; Actinopteri; Beloniformes; Belonidae. The record is from RefSeq and is a predicted model, not a curated record.